UAUUGUAGCAAGUCAUCAUAUUGAUCAAUUAUACAUAUUUCCUUAAAAAAAUUAUCAGUUGAUCGAUUACUCGAUUAAUCUAAUCGAAGGAAAAGAUCACACAAAUCUCUAAAUUUAAGGCACCUACUCCUCCAUCAUGAGCCCUAGAUUCAACAACUACCCAUCAUUUGUCACUGAGCCCAAGCCCGAGUCCGGGCCUGCUUCUUCCACCUCCGGUGAUGAUUCAAAAACUGAAGCAUCAUCACCCAAGAAAAGGAGGGGGAUAAAGAAGAGGGUGGCGACUAUACCGAUCAAUGGCGUGGAUGGAUCUAAGAGCAAAGGAGAGACAUAUCCACCGUCAGAUUCAUGGGCCUGGAGGAAGUACGGCCAGAAGCCCAUCAAAGGGUCCCCUUAUCCUAGGGCAUACUAUCGAUGCAGCAGUUCAAAGGGGUGUCCCGCGAGGAAGCAAAUUGAGAGAAGCCGUGUGGACCCCACUAUGCUCAUCGUCACCUACGCCUGCGAUCACAACCACUCCCUCCCCGCCGCUAGGUCCCGCUCCACCACCGUAGAUCCCGCCACUCCCUCCUCCUCAAGCGACGGUACUGUUACCACUGCCGCCGACUCCAUCUCCGGGAUCCUACAGGAGGAGCCCGAGGCUUCCGCGAGCCAUCCCGAUCUCGAACUCGCCGGCGACUCUGCGGUUUUGCUCGCCUACCACCACCACCGCAGCGAAUUUGAAUGGUUCGAUGACUUGGCCUCCGCCGGGGUUCUGGAAAGUCCGAUUUGCGGGGAGGCUGAGGAGGUGGCGGUGGCGGUGGCGAUGAGGGAAGAAGACGAGUCUCUGUUCGCUGACCUCGGCGAGUUGCCGGAGUGUUCAUCGGUUUUCCGGCGAGGGAACACGGUGAGGUCCAGCGCGAUUCAGUGCGGUGGCACCGCAGGAUAACGCAACCCUGCUGUAACUUUUUCUCUGUUCAAUAUUCAGCUCUGCGCAUAUAUAUUAAUUCACCGCAUGAAAAUCUGGUGCAUUUGAAAAUUUGAUAUAGGGAAAAUUAAAUAUUUAUUUUACCAUUCAUGUUACCUUACUUUAGUAGUUCAU
Molecule: messenger RNA, 1075 nt
Organism: Gastrolobium bilobum
Lineage: Eukaryota; Viridiplantae; Streptophyta; Magnoliopsida; Fabales; Fabaceae
Product: probable WRKY transcription factor 69
Exons: 3
Coding region: 137-922 (261 amino acids)
Biological process (GO): regulation of DNA-templated transcription
Cellular component (GO): nucleus
Molecular function (GO): transcription cis-regulatory region binding; DNA-binding transcription factor activity
Source: RefSeq, a predicted model, not a curated record